Molecule: messenger RNA, 1998 nt
Organism: Striga hermonthica
Lineage: Eukaryota; Viridiplantae; Streptophyta; Magnoliopsida; Lamiales; Orobanchaceae
Source: the annotation of a GenBank genome assembly
AUGGCCCCAAACACGGUGGUAGUCACCCUCGAGAAGCCGGAAAACAUCUCUCUGAUAGAGAUGGCCGGCGCGCAGGACCCCGAUUCGAUCUUCCACGAAAGCCAGAAGAAAAAAUCCGCGAGCCCGAAAUGGUUCGCCCGGGUCCUCCUCCUGAAAGCCCACCGGGUCGUGGCGGGCCUGUUCGCGGUUUUCGGGUCGGUUCGGAAGCGCAUUGCGGCUUCGGAUCCGGGCGAGGAGGACCCGAGGUACAAAGGGCGGCGGCUUUACGCGUUCAUAAAGGCGUUCCUCGCCGUCUCGCUAAUCGGGCUGGCGGUGGAGACCUUCGCUUAUUUCAGCGAUUGGGAAUUAGGGUUCGUGAGCCCGUGGGAGGUGAGCGACAAUCUGGUGCGGUGGGCGUACGUGGGCUGGCUGGGGUUCAGGGCCGAUUACGUGGCGCCGUGUGUGGUUACUUUGUCCAGGUUCUGUAUCGUUCUGUUCAUGAUCCAGUCGCUGGAUAGAUUUGUGCAGUGUUUGGGCUGUUUCUGGAUUAAGUUCAAUGGGCUGAGGCCCGUGAUUGAGGAGGAUGUGCCGGACGAUGUGGAAAACGGGUCGGGCUUUCCUAUGGUUCUUGUUCAGAUCCCUAUGUGCAAUGAGAAAGAGGUUUAUGAGCAAUCAAUAGCAGCUGCUUGCCAGCUCGAUUGGCCAAAGGACCGAUUUCUUGUGCAAGUUUUGGAUGAUUCGGAUGAUGAGGUUUUGCAGCACUUGAUAAGGGAUGAAGUAAUGUCCUGGAAAGAAAAAGGGGUUAACAUAGUCUAUAGGCACCGGUUUAUCCGAACCGGCUAUAAGGCUGGUAACUUGAAAUCGGCCAUGACCUGUGACUAUGUAAAGGACUACGAAUUUGUCGCCAUUUUAGACGCUGAUUUCCAGCCCACACCCGAUUUUCUCAAGCUUACGGUACCUCAUUUCAAGGGGAAGCCCGACUUAGGACUCGUCCAGGCUCGCUGGUCGUUCGUCAACAAGGAUGAGAAUUUACUCACGAGGCUCCAAAAUAUCAAUCUGUGCUUCCAUUUUGAAGUCGAGCAGCAGGUGAACGGCCAUUUUCUGAAUUUCUUCGGGUUUAACGGGACAGCUGGCGUUUGGCGGAUCAAGGCCUUGGAAGAUUCCGGAGGAUGGCUCGAGAGGACAACAGUCGAGGACAUGGAUAUAGCCGUUCGGGCACAUUUGCACGGUUGGAAGUUCGUGUAUCUCAAUGAUGUCGAGGUUCUUUGUGAGUUGCCUGAAUCUUAUGAAGCGUACAAGAAGCAGCAACAUCGUUGGCAUUCGGGUCCCAUGCAGCUAUUCAGAUUGUGCUUACCUGCAAUACUAACUUCCAAGAUUUCAGUCUGGAAAAAAGCAAACUUGAUAUUCCUAUUCUUUCUCCUGAGGAAACUCAUACUCCCCUUCUACUCAUUCACACUCUUCUGCAUAAUCCUCCCACUAACCAUGUUCAUACCCGAAGCUGAGUUACCUUUAUGGGUCAUUUGCUACGUCCCGAUUUUUAUGUCAUUUCUCAACAUAUUACCCUCACCAAGAUCCUUCCCGUUCCUAAUGCCAUACCUAUUAUUCGAAAACACAAUGUCUGUCACGAAAUUCAAUGCCAUGGUCUCGGGCCUUUUCCAGCUCGGGAGCGCUUAUGAAUGGGUCGUGACCAAGAAAACGGGCAGGGCCUCAGAGUCCGACCUAUUGGGCCUUGCAGAAAGAGAGUCGAAAAAUCUGAACGAGGAGAAAAUUCAGAGGAGACUUUCCGAGUCCGGUUUGGAAAUGCUCGGAAAAUUAACCGAGCAGAAAGCUCCGGUAUUGAAGAAGAAUAAGAAGGUAAAUAGGAUUUACCGAAAAGAGCUAGCGCUCGCCUUCCUUCUGUUAACGGCUGCCGCUAGGAGUUUGCUUUCGGCUCAAGGGAUUCACUUUUACUAUUUACUGUUUCAAGGGCUGUCAUUUUUGGUAAUGGGAUUGGAUUUGAUUGGGGAGCAGGUGAGUUAA